Messenger RNA from Mycena indigotica, 810 nucleotides. RefSeq lists its product as uncharacterized. Lineage: Eukaryota; Fungi; Basidiomycota; Agaricomycetes; Agaricales; Mycenaceae. Gene Ontology annotation, molecular function: carbon-sulfur lyase activity. Bases 16 to 810 code for a protein of 264 amino acids. The transcript is spliced from 3 exons. The record is from RefSeq and is a predicted model, not a curated record.
UCCCUCUCCACCAUCAUGCCAGCUUACCUCGGAAACUGCCACUGCGGCGCCUUCAAGUUCACCUUCACCACCGCUGAUGAGCUCAAACACGCACAGGCCUGCGACUGUAGCAUCUGCUCCCGCAACGGAUAUGUCUUGGUCAAGGAUGGGGAGUUCGUGGCGACCAAGGGGGAUCUUCAAACGACACUUUCGUCCUACACCUUUGGAACGCGCCUGUGGGAGCACAAGUUCUGUCCGAAAUGCAGUACUUCCAUCGCAAUAAUCAACAGCAGUGAAUCGAUAACUGUAGUAAAUAUGCGCGCUAUUGAGAACAUCGACCUUGCCUCUCUCUCGAUCAACGACUACAAAGGGUCUCAAAUCGAGCCUAUUUAUCAAGCCCCAACGCACCCAGCCCCUGCUCAAGCACCUCCGCCAGAUUCAGCCGUCUACAACGGGAGCUGCCAUUGCGGUGCCGUGGCCUACACCCUCGUCCAGCCAAACAAGAUCGCAACGGUCAGCGAAUGCAACUGCAGCAUUUGCUCCCGCCACGGCGCCAGGUGGACCUAUAUCUUGGCCAGCAACCUCACCGUCCGUGGUGCGGAGACCAAGACGACGGAAUAUGACUUCAACACGAAGCAAGGGAAGCACACAUUCUGCAAAACAUGCGGGGUCGUGGUUUAUAUCCGCUUCGCUGGUCCGGAAGGCACUAAGCUAGACCCCGCCAACAGAGCGCUGAAUGUUCAGACACUGAAUGGGAUCGACCUAGAGAGUUUUGAGGUGACAAAAGCAAACGGGAAGGCGUUUCCUCCCGCAUAUGUAGUUCCCGAGUAG